Messenger RNA from Paramuricea clavata, 1855 nucleotides. The record is from the annotation of a GenBank genome assembly. NCBI's taxonomy places the organism in Eukaryota, Metazoa, Cnidaria, Anthozoa, Malacalcyonacea, Plexauridae.
AUGACUGAAGCCCAAGAGUUGGGUAGGAUGAAAAGAGUCCGAAAUGGCCACAGAACAUCAACAAAACGAACAAUUUCUGCAGCGAAUGAUCUCUUGACAAGUGUUGACGAUAAAUCUAAACUAGCACCUCAUGUUGUGAAGCUUACACUUAAAAAGAAAACACUCGAAGAUAAACUAGUUGUAUUUCAACAACAAGACAAUGCUAUUCUGGAACUAGUAGGUGAUGAUCACAAUCGCUAAAAUGUUUGUGUUGCGUGUUGAAAUGUAUAUUAAGCAGCGCUAUUUAUAGAACUACAUUGUUUACUACAUUGACCUCGACAUUGACAUUGUAUUUCAUACAGUAUGAUAUAGCGCUCGAUGCUUUAUACGCCUAUGCUCGGGUUGAAGGCUUAAUUAAAUAUUCAAGACAAAAUACAUGUAACAAUAACUAAAUACCAAUAGGCAAUAGCAGAGCUUGUUUAGCCUAAGCCAUUCUUUCUUUGAAUACCACGACAUUUGAAAACCUUUCCCGAUCGGGCAUGUCGAAAGAUCUGGCGUUUGUCUCUGCUUAUAAACAAUAAUAUUCUGCUGAGCAGAAAAUGGUUUUUUCCACCAAUUCCCAAACAAUUUCUUUAGCUUCGAGUAAAGAAGAAGUCGACAUGCUUGAAUGACCUGAAGACGUGUUCAUUCAGGCUGAAAGCUUCGAGCUAAGAGGCUAUGAUCAGGUUGUGUUGCCCGUUUAGUCAUGCAAAACGAAAAUUGCAUGACCAAGGCAAUCUCGUACCCAGAGCAAUGCCUGUGCGCGGGCUAGGAUGGCAUUGGCUCUGGGGAAAUUGAAUUUUUCCUGUGCUGUGAUUGGUUUAACGUUUAUCUAGGGGUUUAAUUUUAUUUAGGGGUUCCGGUUUUCAAUUUCCCCAGAGCCAAUGCCAUCCUAGCCCGUGCACAGGCAUUGCUCUGGGUACGAGAUUGUGACCAAGGCGUCAAAAACAGCCGCAUUGCGCGUGCGCGAACGUCGUAAGCCAAUCAGAAAACAACAAACCUAAUAUAAAAUAAUAUGGCUAGUCAUGAAAAUUCUGGAAAUGCAUGACCAAAACACACAGCGAGCAACCACGCAGCAAUCACACGCGUACGCAAUCGUUUUCCACGCGCUUACGCAACCGGUUAUGCAUGUGAAAAUAUGCAGGACCGCUCUGUUGCCAAGGUAACAAAGCCAAAAUCAACAACAUACGAGAAUAUUUAGCAAAAAUAUCGCCUAAAGGAAGACAACUACCAUCUGGCGCAGUCUUACAGAUGGGGGGCUCUACAAUCAGUUGUACUUAUUGCCAAGGUCCACACACCUCUAAAAGUUGUCAAACUGUCUCAAAUGUCACAGCCCGAAAGGACAUUUUACGAAAAGGCGGUCGGUGUUUCUUAUGCCUAAAGAAAAAUCACUUGUGUCGAGAUUGCAACUCUAAAACUCAGUGCUUCAAAUGUCGUAGUAGGCAUCACAUAAGUAUCUGCACGAAAGAUAACAAUGAGCGAAAGUCCGAAAACCCUGCCAAUGUUCAGAAAGAUGCACAACAGGACCAAGGAUUACAAGCUCAGCAGAAAACUGGAUCGGAAAAUAAUCCCCUCAAACAACAAACCAAUGGAACAAAUCUUUUGGUGAGCUCCAAGACACCUGUCCUUCUGCAGACAGCCCAAGCAACCAUUACGCAAGACGAUACAACAGUGAACAGUGCGAAGGUGAGAGUCAUUCUGGACAGCGGUAGGCAGCGCUCUUAUAUAACUAAUGGAGUAAGAAAUCAGCUAAAUUUACCUACAGAGAAAACAGAAACAAUGGUAAUAAAAACAUUUGGUUCAGAAGAAGAGAGAAUUCAAACCUAUGAUUCUGUAA